CCUUCCACAAUUUUCAUCCUUCAGGUUAAAAAAGAGGGUCAUCGAAACCCUCGCCUUUUCUUUCUUUGCUUCUUCGCCACUUCAUUCCGGUGAAGAAAAUCUCCUUUAUUUCCUUCUUUUCAUUUUCCCGUGGCGGCAAUUGAAUUUCUCGGCUAUAAAAUCAUGGGUUCUCGUCAUUUUCUCGCCGGAGAUUAAUUGCUGUUUAGUUCUUAACCUCUUUCUUAGACCCUUAACCUUUCUAUAUGGCAUCAGCUGUUUUAUCCAGUAUAAAUGAACCUCACUGGGAUGAACGAAAUGUUUAUAUGAGGAAAUAUACACCUAAUUCCACUCCUCAUCCUCAGUUUCACAGUCGAUUCAACCCUAAUCCAAACCCUAACCCUAACCCUAGCCCCAAUUUUAAUCUUACCAGACAAGUCCAAAAUGUAUCAGCCUUAUCUCAUCUCCGGCAGGCCAAUGAGCCACUUCCAAGGGCUGCUCCGUCGCCAUUGCCGCCACCAAGGGCUAACAAUAAUGUGCCGUUCAGUGGGAAACCAAAUGCCGUUUAUGAUCGCAACGACUCAUUUCACAGAGAGUAUGUGACUUUCAAUUUGGGUUCUUAUUCGAGAAAUGAGUUGAAGGACCUUAAGAAGCGGCUAAUCUCUGAUCUAGAUCGGGUUCGGGGCGUUCUAAACAGGAUAGAAGCCCCAGAUUUCGCUUCCAGGACACCGAUAGCACCACAGGUUCAACUGAACCAACCGGCAUUGGCCCCCAAUGUUAGCCGGCAUCAUCGGAAACAUGAAAAAGUUGGUGGUAAGAGCAAGAAGCUCACUGGACAAAAGCGAACAAGAGCAGUAGCCUCGGGGAAAGAUCAUCCUAAGCGGCAAGCAGUAGAAGGGGAUAAGUUUUUUGUAAGUAUGAUGAGGAAGUGCAGGCAGAUAUUGAUGAAAUUAAUGAAGCAUAGGCAUGGCUAUGUGUUUGACAAACCAGUGGAUGUUAAGGGUCUGAAACUAUAUGAUUAUUUUGAUAUCAUCAAGCACCCUAUGGAUCUUGGAACUGUGAUGUUAAGGCUGGACAGGAAUGAGUACAGAACGCCACAAGAUUUUGCAGCUGAUGUGAGACUUACAUUCAACAAUGCCAUCACUUAUAACCCAAAAGGCCAGGAUGUCCAUGCUAUGGCUGUAGAGCUUCUUGGUGACUUUGAAGAGAAGUUCAAACCAGCUUACAAGAAGUACGAAGCUGAGCACCGUGAAGUUGCCACUAUUAUGCAGGUGAAUCACCAGAAGAAUCUGUCUCAGCCUGCACCUAUUCCGCCACCAAAUGCCUUACAUGAACCAUUGCCGGUUGCGAGAAAAUCAGAGCCCGUGCGGUCACAUUCCACAUUGUUGAAUCAACACCAAUUUCAGAGUGUACCUGUUGCACCCUUUUUUGCACCCCCUGCUGUAAAAUCUCCUCCACAGCCUGUUUUUACGCCAAAUUCAGCUAAAAUGCGCAAGCCGAAGGCUAAGGAUCCUAACAAAAGGCAUAUGAUCCAUGAGGAGAAAGCGAAGUUAGCGGCCGACUUGCAGAAUCUCCCCUCAGAGAAGAUGGAUCAAGUCGUGCAAAUUGUGAAGAGGAGAACCCCUAAUCUAACACAGGAAGGGGAUGAGAUUGAGCUUGACUUUGAGGCCCUUGACAAUGAAACGCUGUGGGAGCUGGAAAGGUUUGUUGGUAACCAUAAGAAGGCUAUGAGCAAGUCGAAGAGACAAGGAGUCACUGAAGAUGCUGCUGCUAAACAGCUCAACAAGUCGCCUGGGAAGGCACCAACACCAGGACAAGCAAUGCCUCAAAACAAGAAAGUGGGUGUUGGGGAUGAGGAUGUUGAUAUAGUUGAGGAAAUAUCAAAACCAGAGCAAGAAAUGCCUCAAAACAAGAAAGUGGGUGUUGGGGAUGAAGAUGUUGAUAUAGUUGAGGAAAUAUCAAAACCAGAGCAAGCAAUGCCUAAAAACAAGAAUGCAGACAUCAGGAAAGAGGAUGUUGAUAGCGUUGAGGAAAUACCAAUACCAGAGCAUGUAAUGCCUAAAAACAAGAAAGUGGAUGUCGGGGAAGAGGAUGUUGAUAUCGGUGAGGAAAUACCAGGUGAAAAUUUUCCUCCUGUACAGAUUGAGAAGGAUGGGCCGUGUGUGAGUAGUGGGUCGAGCAGCUCUAGCAGCUCAAGUUCUGGCAGUGAUUCUUCUUCCAGUGAUUCAGAUUCAGGAAGUUCUUCUGGGAGUGAUUCUGAUGAGGAUAGUGUACAGUCUCCUUAUGUUGAGGCAAAAGAAGCUGGUACAACCUAAGCCAUUUUAUGGGUUUGAGAAUCAGAUAUUGGUGUCUCGGGAUUUUAUUCAACUAAAUAGUACUAUGGUGCUUCUGUUAGUAUUUUCUCUGGCUGGUUUUUGUGCAUCUGUUUAAGCAGCUCAGAAGAUAUCACAGUUUGGCUGGCUUUUGGAAGUAGGACUAGCUCAAGAUUUAGGAUAUUGAGAGGUUUUAGUUAACUACAGAGUAGUGGUAGGUAGGAUGUUACAAAUGGGGACUGACAACAAACAUUUGGGUUUAUUUUUUGCUUGUAUACAGAAAACCACCUGCUGAUUUUCAGUGUUUAGGAAGGAUAGAAGUAAAUUGUACAGUGCUGAACGACUGAGUUUGGGAAACAAAGUUGUAGUCUCUAUUAACCCAAGAAGAAAUCUCAUCUAGCUCUUCUAUUUGCA
Messenger RNA from Lycium ferocissimum, 2702 nucleotides. RefSeq names its product transcription factor GTE2-like. The record is from RefSeq and is a predicted model, not a curated record. Gene Ontology annotation, molecular function: protein binding. Lineage: Eukaryota; Viridiplantae; Streptophyta; Magnoliopsida; Solanales; Solanaceae. The transcript has 3 exons. The coding region runs from base 243 to 2291 and encodes 682 amino acids.